Salmo salar (Atlantic salmon) is the source of this 1127-nucleotide messenger RNA. Its product is annotated as transmembrane protein 53. Lineage: Eukaryota; Metazoa; Chordata; Actinopteri; Salmoniformes; Salmonidae. Gene Ontology annotation, molecular function: serine hydrolase activity. The record is from RefSeq and is a predicted model, not a curated record.
UUGGGGACAGAUAUGCAGGGACAGACUGGCAGAGACAGGGAGUCACAGUAACUCCCACUCUGGGUCAGACAUGUCUGUGACAGUGGGAGAGGGGCGGGUCAUAGCCUGGAGGGUCACCAGAAGCAUCACCUACUACUGCACCAGCCCGACACCAGGGGGCGAUACCCCUGCCCCCUCUCCUCCCACCUCCUCCUUAUCCUCCCAUCUAGACACUCCUCUUCCCUCCCUCUCCACCCCCUUUAUCUCAGACAUGCCCUCUCACCCCACUGUUUCCUCAACUCUCACCCCUUCAUUUUCAGAUGUACUAUCCCUCUCUCCAUCCUCGCCCUCCUCCUCCCCCCGUCCCCUCCUCCUGCUCCUCCCAUGGCUGGGCGCCCGACCGGGGGCCAUGGCGAAGUACCGGAACCUCUACCUGGAACGCGGCCUGGACAUCCUAUCUGUGGAGAGCACCGUGUGGCACUUCCUGUGGCCUCGCUGGGGGCUGGAGUAUGGGACCGAGGUCCUGGAGGUCCUUGACGACCCGCGUUUCAAAGGGCGCCCCCUUCUGGUCCACGCCUUCUCCAUCGGCGGGUACACCUUCACCCAGCUGCUCAGCCAGAUGGUCAGGGAGCCACACAAGUACCCGGGCCUGGCCCAACGGGUUGUAGGACAUGUCUAUGACAGCCUGGUGAUCGGGUCGCUGGAGCAUAUGGCUACAGGCCUGGGCAAGACCCUGUUCCCUCGUAUGGAGCCCCUGGUGCGAUACACCGCUCUGCUCUACUUCUGGCUCUUCAAGUCCCAGACGGUGCACUACUACGACAACUCAGUCCAGGUCUUCUACAACAGCCCCGUCACCGCCCCGGCGCUCUUCUUCUUCUGCGAGAACGAUGCGCUGUGCGACCCCGUCGCCAUGGAGGCGGUCCUCAACUUCUGGAGGAAGCGGGGCGUUGUUGUGGAAACCAGGAAGUGGAAGGAGUCUGUGCACGCUGCUCAUCUACGCUGUCACUCGGAGGAGUACCUCUCCAUGUUGGAAAAAUUUAUGAUCUCGCUCAACAUCGCCCCCCUCAGGGAGAAGGUGUGAAUGGCUCAUGUGCUAAUCACAGUGUGUGGGGGGGUAAUUGAUGAUAAUUCAAUAAAGCCUGCAUACU